AUGCACGUCGUCAUUUUCGGCGCCUCUGGCGCGAUGGGCCAAGCUAUUGCCCGCCGCUUUCUGGCGGUCUACCCAUCCUCUACACUUGUUCUCUACGUCCGCGACGCGAGCAAGCUGCCUCUUGAUAUUACCCAAGACCGUUCAGUUAUCGUCAUUGAGGGACAGCUCGACGAGAUGGACAAUAUUUCCAAGGCAUUGGAAGGAUGUGUGGACGCUGUCAUUUCUGCCCUUGGUCCUACGGGUCGUAAAGGCCCGCUUUACCCUUCCAACAAGCCGAUUGCAACUGCCUAUACCCGCAUAAUAUCAGUAAUGAAGCACCGGGGCAUCAAGCGACUCAUUGCGCUCACAACACCUUCUGUUCGCGACCCUAGCGACCAAUUCCACCUUCCCCUUGUCUUUCUGAGGGCAGCUUUCGCGACGCUGGCGAGGAAUGUCGUCAAAGAUAUUAUCGCGGUCGGGGAAGCUGUAAAGAACGAUGGUGCCGAGCUAGACUGGACCCUCAUUCGAUUGGCUUUACAGACAAAAAGUCAUCCGACGCAAGAGACGGUCACCAGUCUGCCAGUCCAUACUGCUCCCCAGGCAGUGCUCAUGCAUGACAGCUUUGGCUCAUGGAAGGGUAGUAUCAGCAUGAAGAGCCUGACCCCCAGCGAGCCAAAAGAGGAGGUUAUUGCUGGGUAUAUGGGUGAUGGGCGGACGAGGGCUUGCUCGUCACGGGGCGGGGCGGCGGCGUUCAUUAUCGAUGAGCUGGAGAGACGGGAAUGGGUGAAGAAGGCGCCGAUAUUGAGUUGA
This is a messenger RNA of Mycena indigotica, 789 nucleotides long. RefSeq lists its product as uncharacterized. NCBI's taxonomy places the organism in Eukaryota, Fungi, Basidiomycota, Agaricomycetes, Agaricales, Mycenaceae. The coding region runs from base 1 to 789 and encodes 262 amino acids. The record is from RefSeq and is a predicted model, not a curated record. The transcript is spliced from 2 exons.